AUGAGUGUUACAUUUGAAAAGACGUUCCGUAGGGAUGCCUUGAUUGAGAUUGAGAAGAAGUAUCAAAAGAAAUGGGAGGAAGACAAAGUGUUUGAAAUCAACGCCCCAACUUUUGAGGAAUGCCCCACGGACAACAUCGAUGAGGUGAGAGAGAAAUACCCCAAAUACUUUGCUACCAUGGCUUACCCUUACAUGAACGGUGUUUUGCAUGCGGGCCACGCGUUUACUUUAUCCAAGGUUGAGUUUGCCACAGGAUUUGAAAGAAUGAAUGGAAAGCGGGCAUUGUUCCCUUUGGGAUUUCAUUGUACCGGUAUGCCGAUCAAGGCAGCGGCCGAUAAAAUCAAGAGAGAAGUGGAAUUAUUUGGACCCGACUUUGCUGGAGCACCUGCAGAGGACGAAUCUAUUGAGCAAAAAGUGGAAACUAAAGCCAAGAGAGAAGAUGUGACCAAGUUCAGCUCUAACAAGUCCAAGGCAGCUGCCAAAACAGGAAGAUCCAAAUUUCAGUUUGAAAUCAUGUUGCAAUUGGGUAUUCCAAGGGAAGAGGUUGCAAAAUUUGCCAACACGGAUUACUGGCUUGAGUUUUUCCCACCUUUGUGCCAAAAAGAUGUUUCUGCCUUUGGCUCUAGGGUUGAUUGGAGACGUUCCAUGGUUACCACCGAUGCUAACCCAUACUAUGACGCAUUUGUCAGGUGGCAAAUCAACAGAUUGAGAGAUUGUGGUAAGAUCAAAUUCGGAGAGAGAUAUACCAUUUACUCUGAGAAGGACGGCCAAGCUUGUUUGGACCAUGAUAGACAAUCAGGUGAGGGUGUGACGCCACAGGAAUAUGUUGGUAUCAAAAUCAAGGUUGACGAGUUUGCUCCAGCCGCAGAAGAGGUUUUGAAGAAGGAGAAUGUUGACUUGAACAAUAAAACGGUUUAUCUUGUUGCCGCUACAUUAAGACCCGAAACUAUGUAUGGUCAAACAACUUGUUUUGUGAGUCCAAAGAUAGAUUACGGUAUAUUCGAUGCUGGAAAUAACGAGUACUUUAUCACAACAGAGCGUGCUUUCAAAAACAUGUCGUUCCAGAAUUUGACUCCAAAGAGAGGUUAUUAUAAACCCAUUGCAACCAUUAACGGUAAAGCCUUGAUUGGCUCAAAGAUUGAUGCUCCUUUGUCGCAAACCAAGAAUUUGAGAGUCUUGCCUAUGGAAACUGUGAAGGCCACAAAAGGUACUGGUGUUGUUACGUGUGUGCCCUCAGACUCUCCAGAUGAUUACAUCACUACAAAGGAUCUUGCAAACAAACCAGAGUAUUAUGGAAUCGAGAAAGAGUGGGUACAUACCGAUAUCAUUCCUAUCGUACACACUGAAAAGUAUGGAGACAAGUGUGCUGAGUACUUGGUAAACGAGCUAAAGAUCAAGUCACCUAAAGACGCAUUGCAAUUAGCUGAAGCAAAGGAGUUAGCCUACAAGGAAGGUUUUUACAACGGUACCAUGAUGGUUGGUAAAUAUAAAGGCGAGAAAGUUGAGGCAGCAAAGCCAAAAGUUAAGGCCGAUAUGAUUGCUUCAGGUGACGCAUUCGUGUAUAGUGAACCGGAAAACCAGGUCAUUUCAAGAUCCGGUGAUGACUGUUGUGUUUCUUUGGAAGACCAAUGGUUUAUUGAUUACGGUGAAGAGGUUUGGUUGGGUCAAGCUUUGGAGUGCCUCAAAGAUAUGGAAUUGUUUUCUAGUGAAACAAGAAACGGCUUUGAAGGUGUCUUUGCUUGGAUGAAGAACUGGGCAGUCACUAGAAAGUUUGGAUUGGGAACUAAAUUGCCUUGGGACCAUCAAUAUUUGGUUGAAUCGUUAUCGGACUCAACAGUUUACAUGGCUUACUACACUAUUGAUCGCUUCUUGCAUUCAGACUACUAUGGGAAAGUUCCAGGAAAAUUCAACAUAAAGCCAGAGCAAUUGACCGACGAAGUUUUUGAUUUCAUCUUUACUCGUCGUGAUGAGGUUGAAACUGAAAUUCCACUUGAUCAGUUAAAGGAGAUGAGAAGAGAAUUUGAGUAUUUUUACCCAUUGGAUGUGAGAGUUUCGGGUAAGGAUUUGGUUCCAAAUCACUUGACUUUUUUCAUUUACACUCACGUAGCUUUGUUCCCAAAAAGACUUUGGCCAAAAGGUGUCAGAGCAAAUGGACAUUUGUUGUUGAACAAUGCCAAGAUGUCGAAAUCCACUGGUAAUUUCAUGACUUUAGAGCAGAUCGUGGAGAAGUUCGGAGCUGAUGCAUCUAGAAUUGCCAUGGCGGAUGCAGGGGAUUCGGUAGAAGAUGCAAAUUUCGACGAGGCCAACGCCAAUGCUGCCAUCUUGAGAUUGACAACAUUGAAAGAUUGGUGUGAGGAUGAAUUGAAGAACCAGAAUGAGUUGAGAACUGGCGAUUACGAUUCCUUCUUUGACGAGGCAUUUGAAAAUGAAAUGAACGAGUUGAUUGAAAAAUCUUACUACCAAUACACUUUGAGCAAUUACAAGCAAGCAUUAAAGUACGGUUUAUUUGACUUCCAGAUUGCAAGAGAUUUCUACAGAGAGUCGGUCAACUCUGCCUCAAUUGGAAUGCACAAGGAUCUCGUUUUGAAAUAUAUCGAAUAUCAAGCAUUACUUUUGGCCCCUAUCGCCCCUCACUUUGCUGAAUAUCUUUAUAAAGAAGUGUUGGCAAAAGAAGGAAGUGUUCAAACUGCUCAGUUCCCUAAGCCUUCCAAGCCUGUGUCCAAGUCCAUUUCUGAAUCUUUGGAGUAUGUGAGACAUGUAGCUCGUGCCAUUCGUGAGGCCGAAGGUUCUGGUUUGAGAAAAAAGAAGGGUAAAGCUGAUUUGGAAACAGGAGAUUCGGUCAAAUUGACAAUCUUGGUUUCAAACACUUUCCCUGACUGGCAAGAAAACUAUAUUGAAUUUGUGCGUGAGUUGUUUGAUGCUCAGAAACUUUCUGAUAACAACUUGAUCAAGGAAAAGGUUGGUAAGGACAUGAAGAGAGCCAUGCCUUUUAUCAACCAGUUGAAAAUCAGGCUUAAUACUGAAGAUCCAAAGAUUGUGUUCAAUCGUAAAUUGAACUUCAACGAGGUAGACACUUUGAAGAAGGUUGUAAAUCUCAUCAAGAACUCGCCCUACUCGAUCAAGGUCAAGGAGUUGCAAAUCAUUGCGUUUGAUAACGGAAGUGAAAACGGGAAGGACGUUUUGACUGGUGGAGAUGUUGUCGUUGACAUCAGGGGCAAGGUUAAAGAUGCUGCGGUCCCCGGUUUCCCUGGAAUUUCACUCAAGAAAGUUGAGGCUUGA
This is a messenger RNA of Lodderomyces theae, 3279 nucleotides long. It is a transcript of the gene CDC60, whose product is annotated as leucine--tRNA ligase. Gene Ontology annotation, molecular function: ATP binding; leucine-tRNA ligase activity; aminoacyl-tRNA deacylase activity. Lineage: Eukaryota; Fungi; Ascomycota; Pichiomycetes; Serinales; Debaryomycetaceae. Bases 1 to 3279 code for a protein of 1092 amino acids. The record is from RefSeq and is a predicted model, not a curated record. Gene Ontology annotation, biological process: leucyl-tRNA aminoacylation. The transcript has a single exon.